CGCGAGGAGGAGGAGGAGGAGGAGGAGGAAGAGGAGGAGGAGGACGAAGGGCCGGCGGCCGGCUCCGAGCUAUCCGAGCUGUCCGACGCCGAACCCCUCUCGGAGCCCGAGGGGGCGGGUGGCGCGCUCAGGGCCCCCCCGGUGGCAGCGGGGAUCAAGCGGGGGGCGGCGUGCUGCUCGUCGGACAGCGAGAUCAACAUCACCAGCGAGGAGGAGGAAGGCGAGGAGGAGGAGGAAGGCGGCGAGCGGGCCGCUUGGGUGCCGGGCACCGCCUGCUACAUCUGCGGCAGCUCUUUGGCGCCCGGCGGGCAGCACCGCGUCCACGUGCAGAAGCAGGAGAAGAGCUCGCCGGCUCCUUUUUUCCCAUUCCUUUGGCUGCACAGCCCCCCGCCGGGCGCCCAGCCCCUCUCUCCCGCCGGCAGCACCCUCGUGUGCCCCUGCUGCUUCUCCUCGCUCAUGCAGCAGUGGCAGAGCUUCGAGCUGGCCAACGUGCCCGUGCUGCAGCGGCUCUACGUGGUGCCCCUCAACGCCAACGCCAUGCCCAAGGGCCGCCCAAGGGGACUCAAAGAGGAUGGAGCCGGUGUCCCCCCGGUGCCCGAGGCGUGUUAUCUGUGUGGGGAGGAGUGUGGCAAAGAGGCGAGGCCGGUGGCGGCCAAAAUCACCAACGGGAACGCCAAGAGCACCAUGCACUUCCCCUUCCUCAGCCUCCUGCCGUGCCCGCCUGGAGCCAAGGGGCUGAACAAGCACUGGGAGGUGAGCAGCUGCCGCAAGUGCUAUGGGGUCCUGCAGGACCUGUGGGCCAUGUACCGUGCAUGCCACAACGAGGAGCUCAUCAGCUCGGUGCAGAGCUUCCUGGGGAGGUACCACCAGGUGUUCUCUGCCUCAGAGCCAGGUCACCCCAUCGGCAAACCAGGGGGUCCCACCUCGGUGUGCUACAUCUGCGGGGCCGAGCUGGGAGCCGGCAGGGAGUUCCAGCUCAACGUCAACCCGCCGGGGAGAUUUGGAGAGAAGGAACCGUUCUUUCCCUUCCUCACCGUCUACCCGCCAGCCCCACGGGCACGGCCAGCCGACUCGACAGGGCUGGUAGCCACGUGUGUGCUGUGCUACCACGACCUGCUGGGCCAGUGGCUGCAGCACGAGGGCAGGAACUCCCAGCACCCCAGCAGCGCCUGGUCCCGCCAGUAUAAAGUGGAGACCUUCGUCUGCUUCUUCUGCCGCCAGGAGAAGAAGCGAUGCCUUGGAUUAAAAGCGGUGCAGGUCGCCAGGCUGCCUGUCUUCCUCUACACCCUCCGCGUGGCCAACAGCCUGCUGGUGGAUGAUGGCAAGCAGCUGACCAUCGGCGCGUGUGCAGAGUGCGGGGCCGUGGUCCUGGCUGGCAAAAGCGUGGCCCCCCCGGAGCUGCUGGCCGUGCCACCCCCGGCUAUCGUCCCCAAGGUGUCAUCGUCUACCCUCGAGACGCACGCUGCAAAGCAAGGCACUGAGCCCCGGCACCGGGUGCUGAGCACCAGGGAGAACCCAGGGACGGACAUCGGCCCUGAGCGCAACCAGCGGACGGCUUUGGAUGCAGAGGGAACGGACGCUGGAGCCACAAGCAUGAGCCAUGAGUCGAAGUCGCCUUCCUUAGGAAUGCUCUCCACCGCCACUCGCACCACCGCCACCGUCAGCCCCCUGACCCCCUCCCCUCUCAACGGCUCCAUCGUCCCCAAUGGCAGCCCGGCGGCCAGCAGCACUCUGUCCGUCCAGGCAGCGCCGUCCUCCAGCUUUGCAGCCGCCCUGCGCAAGCUCGCCAAGCAAGCUGAGGAACCCAGAGGCUCCUCGAUAAGCAGCGAGUCGUCGCCCGUCUCCUCACCAGCCACCAACCACAGCUCACCUGCCAGCACGCCCAAACGUGGCCCCAUGGGCCCCAUCAUUGUGCCCCCUGGGGGGCACAGCGUGCCCAGCACACCGCCUGUCGUCACCAUCGCCCCCACCAAGACGGUCAACGGGGUGUGGAGGAGCGAGGGCAGGCAGCAAGAAGCAGGGUCACGAGGCAGCAGCAGCAGCAGCCGUGAGCGGCUCAUCUCUGAGCCCCCUCUGACACAGGAGAAAGCAGGGGGUCCCACAGUCCCAACGCAUCUCCUGGGCACUCCAUACUCCUUUGGGCUGCCCCCCAGCUCUGUGGUCCAGGACUCCCGCUUCCCACCUCUCAACCUGCAGCGUCCCGUGCACCACGUGGUGCCACCCAGUGCUGUCACCGAGGAUUACCUGCGCAGCUUUCGGCCCUACCACACAGCUGAGGACCUCCGCAUGUCCUCACUGCCACCUCUUGGCUUGGACCCAGCUGCGGCUGCUGCAUAUUACCACCCCAGCUACCUGACACACCACCCCUUCCCUCACCCUGCCUUCAGGAUGGACGACUCCUACUGCCUCUCAGCACUGCGGUCCCCCUUCUACCCAUUGCCGGCCCCAGGCUCGCUGCCCCCCCUGCACCCCUCUGCCAUGCACCUGCACCUGUCAGGUGUGAGGUACCCUGCUGAGCUCUCGCACUCCUCACUCUCCGCACUGCAAUCGGAGCGCAUCUCCAGCCUGGCUGCUGAGAGGUUGCAAAUAGAUGAGGAGCUGCGGCAGAGGGAAAGGGAACGCGAGAGGGAACGGGAGAAGGAGCGGGAGAGGGAAGCAGACCGGGAGAGGGAGAAGGAGCGAGAACGGGAGCGUGAGAAGGAGCUGGAGAGGGAGCGUGAGAAGGAACGCGAGCGGGAGCUGGAGAGGCAGCGGGAGCGUGCCCGGGAGAAGGAGCUGAGCAUGGUGAAAGCCAUGGAGAGCCCCUUCCUGCCUGUGGCUGAGCUGCAUGCCCUGCGGGGGCACCCGGCUGAGGAGCGCGGCAAGCUGCCGGAGCCCGGCAGAGCAGAGAAACUGAAGGAUUCAGUGCUGCCCACGCCGAAGCCCCUCCAGCACCCGCUGCACCCACCACCCACCUCACACCACCCCGUGCCCAGCCUCAUCCCCAACCACAACGUCUUCCCCCUGCCCGGCAGCAGCGCGGCCACGGCGUUGCUCAUCCACCGCACCAACGAGGAGGAGAAAUGGCUGGCCCGGCAGCGCCGCCUGCGCCAGGAGAAGGAGGACCGCCAGUCCCAGGUGUCAGAAUUCCGCCAGCAGGUGCUGGAGCAGCACCUCGACAUGGGGCGCACCCCGAGCCAGCCUGAGCCCGAGCACCGGCCUGACAACCCCAGGUCAGGACCAAGCCGCCACGAGCCGAGCAUCCGUGAGCCAGGGCAGCACUUUGGUGGUCCGCCGCCACUCAUCUCCCCCAAGCCCCAGCACCACCCCAUCACCACGUCCCUCUGGAACCCUGUCUCCCUGAUGGAGAGCCCCUCAGAGCCCCCCCGGCGCCUCCCUGAGCCUCACGUCCUCCACGGCCACCCGGCCCCCUUUGAGCCCAGCCGGCAGGGCAUCCCACUGGUGAAGGUUGAGAGAGUCUUCUGCCCCGAGAAGCUGGAAGACAGUGCAAGGAAAAGGGAUGCUCUGGAGAAAUACCCCCUGCCACGAGAGCCCAGCACUGCGGAGCACACAGGCUUCACCCACACACCAUUCCUAGCCGAGCUGGAGAAAUCCACGCAAAGCAUCCUGAGCCAGCAGAGACCCCCAGCCACCCCUUUUGGGGAGGUGACCAAGCCCAGCUCGCCCUACAGACCCCCCCAGCCCCGUGCACAGGACCCCAUGUACAUCUAUGAUGAGUUUGUGCAGCAGCACCGCAGGCUGGUCAGCAAGCUGGACCUGGAGGAGCGCCGGCGACGGGAGGCCAGGGAGAAAGGUUACUACUAUGACCUGGAUGACUCCUGUGAUGACAGUGAUGAGGAGGAGGUGCGGGCACAUCUCCGGUGCGUGGCUGAACAGCCCCCGCUGAAGCUGGACACAUCCUCUGAGAAGCUGGAGUUCCUGCAGCUCUUCGGCCUCACCACGCAGCAGCAGAAGGAGGAAUUACUGAGCCAGAAGCGGCGCAAGCGCCGGCGGAUGCUGCGGGAGCGCAGCCCCUCACCACCCACGGUGCAGAACAAGCGCCGCACGCCCUCCCCACGCCUCCCCCUCUCCACCCGCUACAGCCCCGACGAGAUGAACAACAGCCCCAACUUCGAGGAGAAGAAACGCUUCCUCACCAUCUUCAACCUCACGCACAUCAGCGCUGAAAAGAGGAAAGCUUCCCAUGCGGCAGACAAGGAGAAGCUGGUGGAGAUGCUGCAGGCCAUGAAGCAGAAGCCCACGCCGGCUGCUGUGGUGGUGAAGAGCUCUCCACGGGACAGCCCCAGCGGACCUGCUGCCGAGCCACCUCUGCUGCUGGACUCGGAUAAGCCUGUUGGCAUCAUUGCCUCAGUGCCCGAGGUGCAGAAGCCAUCAGAGCCGGGCAGAGUGGAGCCUUUGAGAACUGCAGAGCUGCCCAGGGUGAAGGAGCCAGCUGAGAAGCCUCGGCUGAGCGAUGGGCACUCGGGGAAGAAGGCACUGAGCAUCCUCAGCUACGUCAGGGGCCCUCUGCCCAAGGACAUCCCUGUGCCACUGUCCCACAGCAUGAAUGGUAAAAGCAAGCCUUGGGAGCCCUUCAUUGCUGAGGAGUUUGCCCACCAGUUCCACGAGUCCGUGCUGCAGUCUACGCAGAAGGCGUUGCAAAAGCACAAAGGGGGGACAGCGGAGCAGAACCACAAGCUGGAUGCCUCCAUCCACUACAACAUCCCUGAGCUUCAGGCCUCCAGCCGCCCGCCUGCCCCACACAACGGCACGGCUGAGGGGCACCGGGCGCUCGCCCCACCGCUGCCACGGGACCGCCGUGACUCAGCCUCUGAGGAUGAGGAGGAGGAAGAUGAGGAGGAGGAGGAUGAGGAGGAGUGCCCCAGGCCCAAGUGGCAAGGGAUCGAGGCAAUUUUUGAAGCUUACCAGGAACACAUAGAAGAACAAAACCUGGAGCGCCAAGUGCUGCAGACACAGUGCCGGCGGCUGGAGGCCCAGCACUACAGCCUGAGCCUGACGGCAGAGCAGCUUUCGCACAGCAUGGCGGAAUUAAGGACCCAGAAGCAGAAGAUUGUCUCAGAGCGAGAGCGACUGCAAGCAGAGCUGGAUCACCUGCGGAAGUGCCUUGCCUUGCCUGCAAUGCAGUGGUCUAGGGGUUAUUUCAAGGGGUAUCCCAGGUGACCCUUCUUGGGCUAGGCCGAACAUAUAGUCUAGAAAUAAUAAUCUAUUUUAUUACCUUGAAUAUUUAAUAUUUUUCACUGGGAGGUUUGAAGCUAAAAAAAAAAAAAAAAAA
Molecule: messenger RNA, 5272 nt
Organism: Phasianus colchicus (ring-necked pheasant)
Lineage: Eukaryota; Metazoa; Chordata; Aves; Galliformes; Phasianidae
Gene: GSE1
Product: Gse1 coiled-coil protein
Source: RefSeq, a predicted model, not a curated record